Messenger RNA from Colletotrichum navitas, 2739 nucleotides. RefSeq lists its product as uncharacterized. Lineage: Eukaryota; Fungi; Ascomycota; Sordariomycetes; Glomerellales; Glomerellaceae. The transcript is spliced from 4 exons. The record is from RefSeq and is a predicted model, not a curated record. The coding region runs from base 1 to 2409 and encodes 802 amino acids.
AUGGCUCCCAACGGCAAUCCGAAGGCGAGGAUCGGUGCUGGUGUCGCUCAUGGAAAGCCCAGCGCCGCCAGGCGCGUGGUGCCUGCCAUUCCUCUUCCCUUGGAUCGCCGCGUCAAGGCCAAUGCUGCCGCGAAGCAGGCCGCUGCCGCCGCCGUUGCAUCCUUUUCCCGACCCGCCUUGACCAACGGCUCCUCCCUCAAGAUUCAGAACGACUUCGAUUCUACGCCUCCGACCCCCAACACCGCCGAGCCUGAGAUCGCUACUCGCGACGAUGAUAAAUCCACUGUCGACGAGACCACGUCCCCCCUCUUUUCCGCCGAUUCGGAAGGCGAUGAUUUGAAGGAUCGCGAGGCUACUGACUCCCAGGUCUCUUCCGCCGCCAUCCCCACGCCCUCCACGACGGACGAGUCCGAAUCGACCGACAAGGCCGCCGAUCGAGGCAUCCCUUCGUCUGCCGAUGAUUCCCUUCGAGGUUCCACCACCAACCGCGUCACCUCCCCGGCUGCCGCCUGGCAUGCUAAAGAGGAGAACGUCCCCCAGCUUCCGCCGACUUUCCGACCCCCUCCCGUUAUCCCUCCGACUCGAUACAACAUGCCCCCUGCUGCUCACAACGGCCCUCGUCCUUCUGCUGUCGUUAUCAACGGCACAUCUCACCGAGGCCCUCGUUCGGUUCACAACGGCCCUCCGCACAUGCAUGGCCCGCGCCCAAGCAACGGCAGUCUUCAGUUUGGUGGAUUUGGUUCCAACUCGUCUUCUCCGGCACCACCUCACUCGGGAGGCUUCAUACCCCCUCCUGGCAUGCCUCACCCCGACGCGCGUUCGUUCCCUGGCGUCGUGAACGGCUACCACCACCAGAUGCCCUACGGCACCGAGUUCGUGCCUGGUACUCCUGUGGAUGGAUUCGGUCGACCGCUUCCAGGCUACACUGGCAUGGAACAAUACGCCCCUCAAAUCAACGGCUACGGUCCUUCGACCCCCCACAGCUUCCAGGAAUCGCACUCUUCAGCCCACGCGGAGGAGCCUGGCACCUACAACCAUUACCCCGCGUCUGGUGCUCCCAACGGCCAAGUCGACGACGCUCGCCCUCAUCCGCCCCCUGCCGGAGCUUUUGGUGUGCUGCCUCAGCGGAUGAUGCCUGGCCCUAUACCACCCCCGCACAUGAUGCACCCUAGACCCGAGCAUCAGGGACUGGAUGAUAUGGCUGCCUACUUGCGAUCGCAAUUUAGAGACACUUCCUUUGCCGAUUGUACCCUCGAGCUGCGGUACCUCGAUGACCGUGCCCCCCCUGUCCGACUCCCCGGUCACCGCCUUGUUCUUGCCAGAAGCCAGGCAGUCCGGAACGUCCUUGAAUCUGACGGUUUCGAGUCGAGCCCGCCCGGUGCCAACCGUACUAUCCUGCUUCAGUCAGACGACAGGCACCUCCGUUCUGAUGCUUUCUGGAUGGCAGUGCAGCAUCUGUACGCCUUUCCGCUACUGGAUCUGCCCGAUCCGGCCUCCAACAGCGCCUUUACCCUGGCUGGCAGUGCUGACGAUCGAUUCGACUUUGCUCUUGGAUAUGCGGCGGCGGGCCACCUUCUUGGAUGGCAACCUAUCAUCAUUCGUGGUCUUGAGAUUGCCUCGCACUUUCUCAGCUGGUCCACCAUCGAGCGGGCCCUCGUGUUCGCCCUAGGCGAUGUGCCCAAUCGCGCUUCAGCCGACAGGCACACUCAGUUUGUUUAUGGCGAGCCCGUCCAGAUUCUGAUGAACGGGAUCAUUUCGUUUCUCAUCAACAACUUCCCGCCGGAUUUCACCCUGGUUACAACUGUCGUGGACCCCGAGCACUUCGCCCGCAUUCCGCAUGUAUCCGCAUCUCCGCCUGCUCGCGAGGCAACACCCACAAUUGCCCGUGGAACUGUCAACCAAGACCGCCGAUCGCGGCCCACGCACAUUCAAUUCGGUGAUUUGGCUGUGGGCUCAGACUCCCCGUCCGAGGGCUCAAAGUCGGCGCCUCAGACUUCUCAGCAGCAAUGCAUUCGAUCUACACUUUCGAAGAUUCUCAUCAACCUCCCCUUUGCUUACCUGAAGCCGACUCUUGAAUCGAGUGGCUACGGCAAUGUCAACGGAUGGGCCAGCAUCGAGGCGCGCCACCAUAUCAUGAGAGCCGUCGUUAACGAGCGUGAAGCCAGACGAUGCAGGGCCGUUGACGCAAUCCUGGCGGGAGUGGUGCCGGGUGCAGAGUCGAUCAUCAAGGGCCUACAGAGCGUCGAGCCUGGCCAGAGCGAGGAGUGGCAUGGCGUCGGCUGGCGCGAGGAAGUGGUGUCGUACGUCAACGGCGACGCGCCAUCUCUCGGCCGGCAAUGGGUGCCGCUGGUGGCGCAGGCGAAAGGCGCUGGCCACUUCGAGGACAUGGGGCGGCCGGCGUACCCUUGAAGGCGGCCAAAAACUGGUUGGGCAGGAGGAUUACGAUGUUACGACACGGGGAACUAAAAGAAAAAAAAGGGGGCAAAAGCUGGACGGCUCAGGGGCGGGCUGGAUUCACAUUUGCAUCAUGAGGUACAAAAGCAGCAAUUUGCAUUUUUCUUUCCUCUCAGGUCCGGGGCGAGGGAUUGAGCAUUGCGCAAGAUGUUCGCAGUAUCUAUCGUGGCAAACGGGCCAAGGAGAAUGCAAAACUUUGGGAGAAUGAGUCGGUGACGUGGCCAGGCGGUGUAGCUUGCUGGACCUGGUCGAUUCUGCGGAAUGGCUGGCGCAACGGGUAGGUAG